Messenger RNA from Engraulis encrasicolus (European anchovy), 3496 nucleotides. RefSeq names its product unc-5 netrin receptor Ca (gene unc5ca). The record is from RefSeq and is a predicted model, not a curated record. Bases 569 to 3469 code for a protein of 966 amino acids. Gene Ontology annotation, cellular component: membrane. The transcript is spliced from 18 exons. Gene Ontology annotation, biological process: netrin-activated signaling pathway; axon guidance. Gene Ontology annotation, molecular function: netrin receptor activity; protein binding. NCBI's taxonomy places the organism in Eukaryota, Metazoa, Chordata, Actinopteri, Clupeiformes, Engraulidae.
GGGCAGCCAUCAGUAGCAUGAGGAUUGGCCACAGCGCUUGAGCUUCGCAGGAGAUUCCAGUCGGUCUCGUGCACAUCUGACAGAACGCGAGGAGCGGCGCGAGGGCUGGAUGUGGGCUACAUCAAGUGGAUGUGUUUCUCACAGCUGAAGACACCAACCGUACAAGAAACACCAGAGAGACCAAUAAACAAACAAGUCCUUGACAUAUGUUCGUCUUGGUACCUUUUCGUUGAUCAUUAAGGACACUGCAAAACAAUUUAACGGAAUUUCUUUGAGCUGUUUCCCCCUCUGCCAUAGGGGGGAGCAGUCAUAUGAUAUAGCUCGAGGGCGGCGGCAUUUCGCACCACCUUACUGUAGACUGACAGAAGUCCUGGGACCUCUUGAACUCUGUAUCGUAUUCUCCGCUGUUUUCUGAGCAAACCCAGCACGAGCGCACGCGAAUUGUGAGCUGGAGCAGCGCCGCAGCUCAUUUCCCUCGAAAAUAUCGCAACAACAGUGUUGUUUGUAAUUUGCUCACUUCAAAGCGACGGAUUCUCUUCACUGACUAGUUUUUUAUAUUCUCCAUAUAAUGGGGAAGAGUGGACUGUCGGUGGGAUUUGGAACCGGACUAAGAGGACUCUCCUUACGAAUGCCCACAUCACCUGGACUCCUUCUGCUGCUUGGGAUCUGCAUUGUAACGGCGCAAGUGGACGAUGACUUCCUGGAUCUGGGCAUGCUGCCGGAGACGUUCCCCUCGGACCCCCCCGAGCCCCUCCCCCACUUCCUGAUGGAGCCGGAGGAGGCCUACAUCGUGAAGAACAAGCCCGUCAACCUGUACUGCAAGGCCACGCCCGCCACCCAGAUCUACUUCAAGUGCAACAGCGAAUGGGUGCACCAGAAGGACCAUACCGUGGAAGAGCGGGUGGACGAGACCUCAGGUCUGGUGGUGCGGGAGGCCAGCAUCGAGAUCUCUCGGCAGCAGGUGGAGGAACUGUUUGGGCCGGAGGACUACUGGUGCCAAUGUGUAGCCUGGAGCUCGGCCGGAACCACCAAGAGCCGCAAGGCUCACGUCCGCAUCGCAUAUCUGAAGAAGGCGUUUGACCAGGAGCCCUUGGGGAAGGAAGUGUCCCUGGAGCAGGAAGUGCUUUUGCAGUGCCGCCCCCCGGAGGGGAUACCUGCGGCAGAGGUCGAAUGGUUGAAAAACGAGGAGAUCAUUGACCCCGCGGACGACCGUAACUUCUACAUCACCAUCGACCACAACCUGAUCAUCAAGCAGGCGCGCCUCUCGGACACGGCCAACUACACCUGCGUGGCCAAGAACAUCGUGGCCAAGAGGAGGAGCACCAUCGCCACCGUCAUCGUCUACGUAAAUGGUGGGUGGUCGACCUGGACCGAGUGGUCGGUGUGCAACAGCCGCUGUGGGCGGGGCUUCCAGAAACGGACACGGAGCUGCACCAAUCCGGCGCCGCUAAACGGCGGGGCACCGUGUGAGGGAGCAGCCAUACAGAAACUGCCCUGCACAUCACUCUGCACAGUGGAUGGUGAGUGGACGGAGUGGAGUAAGUGGUCUACGUGUGGCACAGAGUGUACCCACUGGCGUCGGCGGGAGUGCAACGACCCGGCGCCCAAGAACGGGGGCAAGGACUGCGAGGGGCUGGUGCUGCAGUCCCAGAACUGCACCGACGGCCUCUGCAUGCAGAGUUCACUGUAUCAACUCUCCACUGAGAAUAAAGGCCACAAUGGUGUUGGCGUGUCAUCUGCCCCCAGUACCGAUGACGUGGCCCUGUACGUGGGUAUUGUCAUCGCGGUCAUCAUGUGUCUGGUCAUCUCUGUCAUCGUGGCACUCUUCGUCUACCGUAAGACGCACCGCGACUUUGACUCUGACAUCAUCGACUCCUCGGCCAUCAACGGCGGCUUCCAGUCCGUCAACAUCAAGACGGCACGAUCCGCUGACCUGUUGACGGCCCCACCAGACCUGACCAAUGCGGCUGCCAUGUACCGCGGGCCUGUCUACGCCCUGCACGAUGUGUCCGACAAGAUCCCCAUGACCAACUCACCACUCCUGGACCCUCUGCCUAACCUGAAAAUCAAGGUCUACAACUCCUCAACGCUGGUCACGCCACAGGACGAGCUGGCCGACUACACAUCCAAGCUCUCCCCCAAGGUCACGCACUCUCUGCUGGACAACAGUGACACGUUGGGAGGGGUCAGCUGUGGGGGAGGUGGAGGAGCUGGAGGAGGAAUGCGCGGUACCCAGACGCUGGCACGCACCAGGGAUCCGUCCUGCACCGCUGUGGGGUCUUUCAACUCACUCGGAGGACACUUGAUUGUACCCAACUCAGGUGUGAGCUUGCUGGUGCCAGCGGGGGCCGUGCCUCAAGGCAGAGUCUACGAGAUGUACGUCACCGUGCAGAGGAAAGAGAGCAUGAGGCCCCCCGUGGAGGACGUGCAGACGGUGCUGAGCCCCGUGGUGAGCUGCGGGCCCCCAGGAGCCCUGCUGACCAGGCCCGUCAUCCUCACCAUGCACCACUGUGCAGCCGCCACCACCGAGGACUGGCACAUACAGCUCAACACACACAUGCAGCAGCAGGGCCAGUGGGAGGAGGUGGUGGUGGUGGGCGAGGAGAACUUUACCACCCCCUGCUACAUCCAGAUGGACGAGGAGGCGUGCCACGUUCUGACGGAGACCCUGGGGACGUACUGCCUGGUGGGCCAGUCCAUCAGCAAGGCCACCGCCAAGAGGCUCAAGCUCGCCAUCUUCGGGCCCGUCAACGCCACCGCGCUGGAGUACCACAUCCGGGUCUACUGCCUGGACGACACGCAAGACGCACUCAAGGAGGUUCUUCAGAUGGAGAAGCAGAUCGGCGGUAAGCUGCUGGACGAACCAAAGACGCUCAACUUCAAGGACAGCACCCACAACCUGCGCCUCUCCAUCCACGACAUCCCCCACGGAGACUGGAAGAGCAAGCUGCUGGCCAAGUACCAGGAGAUUCCAUUCUACCAGGUGUGGAGUGGCAGCCAGCGUACUCUACACUGCACCUUCACACUGGAGAGGUUCAGCGCGGCCACCCUGGAACUGGACUGCAAACUCUGCGUACGACAGGUGGAGGGAGAGGGACAGAUCUUCCACCUCAACACCACACUCUCAGAGGACUCCCAGAGCAUCGACACGUCCCUGAUGGACCCGGCCAGCAACAUCACCACCCUGGUGGGCCCGCAGGCCUUCCGCAUCCCCCUCUCCAUCCGCCAGAAGCUCUGCGGUAGCCUGGACGCCCCACAGUCGCGCGGCAACGACUGGAGGAUGCUGGCUCACAAGCUCAACUUGGACAGGUACCUGAACUACUUUGCGACCAAGUCGAGUCCAACAGGUGUGAUAUUGGACUUGUGGGAGGCGCAACACUUUCCUGACGGCAACCUGAGCACACUGGCCACCGUGCUGGAGGAGAUGGGGCGCCACGACAACAUUGUCCCCAUGGCGACGGACCAGUGAAGAUGAUGGAGCCAGACCUUGGAGCCU